Durio zibethinus is the source of this 2063-nucleotide messenger RNA. The record is from RefSeq and is a predicted model, not a curated record. Lineage: Eukaryota; Viridiplantae; Streptophyta; Magnoliopsida; Malvales; Malvaceae.
AUUAUAUUCAUCCUAAAAUGCAACAGUUGCUAUCUCAAUUAUGGUAAGCUUACCACAGAGGAAGAUCUAUGUAGCAAUAAUUUCGGAAGAGCGUUUUAUAAUAGUGUUUCACUUCAAUUUUGUUACUAUAUCCAUUAAGAUGUCCGAUAAAAGGUAUAGUAAACCGUAGCCAUUGACACUAUUCACAUAAAUACAAAUACAAACAAUAAGUCGUUACGGAAGUUCUUGAUUCUCUAUCAACUAUCACCCCCUUUGAAUUUCUUUGCUGAGCUCAUGGACAUGAGCCACUCGUUUGUGUCAAAUGCUUAUCUUACUUCCUCAAUGACAGACUAUAUAGGAUGUUUACAGAGCUAAAACAAUGGCAAGAAAAAAAAAAGAUGGCUCUCCUAUUCUAUUUGUUCUUAAUUUUUCAGGUUUGCUCAAAGCUUGCUUUCGCUCAUUCUGCUGUCAAGUUUCUUCCUGGAUUUGAGGGGCCUCUCCCUUUUGAACUUGAAACCGGGUAUGUCGGUGUGGAUGAUUCAGAGGACGUUCAACUCUUCUACUACUUUGUAAAGUCGGAGAGAAAUCCCGCGGAGGACCCUCUUCUGCUUUGGUUGACUGGUGGACCUGGCUGCUCUGCCUUUUCAGGUCUUGUUUUUGAAAUUGGUCCAUUGAAUUUCAAGGCUGACGUGGAGUACAAUGGAAGCUUGCCUACGUUGGUAUCGAAUCCAUACUCAUGGACAAAGGUGUCCAACGUCAUAUUUAUAGAUUCACCAGUUGGCACGGGAUUCUCCUAUGCAACAAACAAUCUUGCUGCACGGACAGGUGAUUUCAAACAAGUUCACCAUCUCCAUCAAUUUCUUCGGAAGGUACACCCACAUCUUUUAAGCAAUUCUGACCAGGUUCCAAAAAAAAAAUCUCUUGGACUGUUUUAUUAUUUAUCUGAAGCAAAAUUUUCCAUUUUGAAGUGGCUGAUGGAUCAUCCAGACUUCAUUUCGAGUCCAGUAUAUGUCAGUGGGGACUCGUAUUCUGGCAUUCCAAUCCCAGUCCUUGCUCAAGAGAUUUCAUACGGAAAUGAAGAAGGCAUCAGACCGUUGAUUAACCUACAGGGAUACAUACUGGGGAACCCCCUAACAGUGCCAAAUCUCGAAGCCAACCUCAAGAUUCCAUAUGCCCAUGGAAUGGGAUUAAUUUCUGAUGAACUCUUUGAGGCAUUGAAAAGAAAUUGUGGGGGAGAUUAUCAAAAUCUAGAUCCCAUUAACGAGGAGUGCCAGAAAGAUGUUCAAUAUUUCUCCAACUGUAUUUCAGGACUUCAAAUUGCCCAGAUUUUGGAACCUAUCUGCGGUUUCGCUUCCCCGACGCCACAAGUGAUUGGUAGAAGGCGUUAUCUAGAUGAACACCAUGAUCAAGAACUCCUUGAUGAUGAACCACCAACGCUUCCUCCAAUUGGCUGUCGUGCUUAUUCAUACUUGCUCUCUAAUUAUUGGGCCAAUGAUGAUAAUGUCCGAAAAGCACUCCACAUUAGAAAGGGAAGCAUAGGAGAAUGGCAGCGGUGCAAUUAUGGAAUAACUUAUAACGCUGAUGUUCCAAGCAGCUUUCAGUAUCAUGCAAACCUCAGCACCAGAGGAUACCGUGCUUUAAUAUACAGUGGCGACCAUGACCUGCUCGUGCCCUUCUUGGCAACUCAAGCAUGGAUAAGAUCGCUAAACUAUCCAAUUGUUGAUGAUUGGCGACCAUGGAUGCUGCAGGGCCAAGUUGCAGGAUAUACAAGGAAGUAUUCUAACAGGAUGACAUUUGCCACUGUUAAGGGCGGAGGGCACACAGCUCCCGAGUACAAGCCUGCAGAAUGUUUGGCCAUGUUUAAAAGGUGGAUCUCUGAAGAGCCUUUGUGAUAGAGACAUCAAAUCAUAGCAAAAAAUGUUGAACUAUACGAUAGUAAGGGUCUGGUUCACAGGUGCCUGUAAUAAUAUCUGAAAAUUGACAUGGAAUUGCAUGCCAAAACAAUGAAAUCUCCCAGCCAAAAGGAAGUUGUACUGUACUGAAUCGUUUGAACCAUCAUGCUAUAUAUAGAAGUAAUUUCCGGU